This is a messenger RNA of Microthlaspi erraticum, 351 nucleotides long. The record is from the annotation of a GenBank genome assembly. Lineage: Eukaryota; Viridiplantae; Streptophyta; Magnoliopsida; Brassicales; Brassicaceae.
AUGAAUAAUGAAUCAGCGAACCUCAGUAAAGAAGAGGACGACGAAUAUGUUCUUAUUGAUCUCGGCGAUGUUGGAAGGCACAUUGACAUCCCCUCAGAAGCUCCAUACACUUUAUCAGGAUUGGAUACUUUGAAUCCGACUUUAACCAUUGAUGGCAAAAUCAAGCUUGUUGGAGAAUAUAUAGAGACAAUUGGUACAUGCCUUGCUUUCUCUGAGAGUGAAGUUUCAGCAGGUGAAAAUCAGACAGCGCAGAAGCUAGUGGAACCUGUUGCCAAACUCCACAAGAUUCUUAAGUUUAGGUUAGCUUCAUUCGACAAGGAGGAUGAAGAAACAAAGACAACCACUGCAUAA